AUGCCAGCUGCCCUGCUGCGGGAGGCGCGAGAGGUCGUGCAAGAAGCGAAGGAGAGCUUCACCAAGCCUUGGCGAGUGCAGGAUCAGCAGCGCGAGGACACGCUCCUUCACUUGCUCAACCUGCGCCGCAGCAAGCUGGCCGCGGUGGCGCAGCUCGUAGCGGAGCUGCGACAAGUGGAUCGCCAGCUCCUGCACGUCACGGAGGCCAAGGGGCUGGACGUAGCUAACUGGCGUUAUCAACAGCGUGAGCUGUACCGCAAAAUGGAAAAGCUGCACCGCGGUGCCACAGCGCUAGCCUCGUGCUUCGCGUUAGCAUCGCCGUCUUCAACCGCUUCGGGUGCAACGGAUUUGGCUGUGGGGAAGUCGCAAGCGGCCGCUACAGCGUGCCCAUCCUUGUCUCACACGCAGUGCGUGGCCCAGAAGGAGCUCGCCAAAGUACGUGAAACGCUUCAGAUACAACUCGCGCAGCUGGAAGAGGAGGAGCGUGCGUCUGCGCAGCGGUUGGAAACGUGGCAUCGACUACUAAGCGAGGUGCCGUGGGGCGGCAACGCAAGCGGCGACUUCAGCUGUACAGCAGACACCACCGGAGGAGAGAAAGAUGGCACUCAGCAUGCCAGACCGUCGGCAGCAGCACCAAGCGCUGCUGCUGCAGGAAUGAUACACACACCUGCGCAUGAUCCACCGCCUCAGCCUUGCGGCUACUACUCAGAGCUCUGGCGCGCCUCCGAGGCUGCGGCAGGCGUGCCGCUACAGCAGGAGCAGCAGCAGACGCCGUCUCUUUCCGCAGCCCCAGGGACCAACACUGCCGUGGCGGACCGUGGUUCACCGCAUCCCUCCGACGCUGAGGUAGUGCUUUUGCAGCAUGCGCUGCACAACAUCAACGGUGCACUGCGGCAACGACUCCUGCGCGCCGCGGCGGCGUCCCUAGCCUCUUCGUCCUCUUCCCGAUCACCCACGACAAGCCACCACACAUCCGGCGGAGAAGAAGCGGCGGCGGCCAGCGUCACUAUCUCGGGCCUCCCACCGCUGCCAGAUGUGACGCCGCUGCGCAGCAUGCAGGACUUCAUGAAAAGCCCCAGCGGCAGCAGUAGCGCUGUUCUCCCCUGUGCCCAGCAGAGUGAGGCGCACCCGUCAGAGAGGCUCCCUGGCAGCGCCAACGCCGCUACGGCAGCCUACGCCAGUCAGUCUGGGAAGGGGCAGCAACAGGAAAUGUCUCCUCUGCCGAGAUGUACCGAAGCAACGGCACUUGGCGCCCCGGCGGAGGCAGUAACCGCAGGAGCAGCGCUUGAUGCAGCGGAGGAAGCUCAGCGACGCGUGUGGUGGCAGUCUCUGCAGGCCCGAGAGCAGGCAAUGAAGGACUCCCUCAAUCAACUCCUCCAGAGUGUCACGACCACAUCCUCGCCGCCGUCAAGAGAGCGCGGCAGCGUCGACAGCGCCGACGACGCCGGCAGGCCAGCAGGCAGUGCCAUUUUCAGUAGCAUAUCAGCACACCAGCGGAGUUUGGAGAGCCGGUAG
Leishmania major strain Friedlin is the source of this 1515-nucleotide messenger RNA. RefSeq lists its product as hypothetical. NCBI's taxonomy places the organism in Eukaryota, Euglenozoa, Kinetoplastea, Trypanosomatida, Trypanosomatidae. The record is from RefSeq and is a predicted model, not a curated record. The transcript has a single exon. The coding region runs from base 1 to 1515 and encodes 504 amino acids.